UCCUGUCAUGGAGGGGACUGCAGCAGGGUCCUGGGGCCUGUGCCCCUCUGUGCCAUAAUGCUGGGGGACCUGAUAUUUUUUCUGAGGAGUUUCCAUGGGUUUCUUGCUUCUUCUGGCACCAUAGGAGCCAUCUUGGCUUGGCUGAUAAGCUUUAAGCCAGCCUUGUUUGGCUUCCUCUUCCUUCUGCUAUUGCUCAGCAACUGGCUAGUCAAGCAUGAACUCAAUCAGGCUCCCUGCCAGCCCCUGACGAAGGUGGCAGAACAAACGACGGCUCCAGAAGUCAAUCCCAAUUAUGCCACAGACAAGAGAGAGUUGGAGAAGAUGAACGUUUGCUUCGCUCUCCAGGAGAAGGUCCUGCAACGGCUGCUGUUCAGUGAGAUGAAGCUGAAGGCCUUGGAAAAUCAGAUGUUCAUCAUCUGGAAUAAACUGAAUCGCCGCCGGUGGCACAGCAGACACCAGAACUUCUCCAGGAGGCGGUACAGGCAGAGAAGGAAUGGCUCUGCUUUCUCCACCGUCUCUAACUACACCACCAACACCCACACUGACUGCGGCUGAAAUGGCCUCGCCUCUGCUGAUGUGACCGUCACCCAGUGUCUGAGUCUGUUUUGUUGUCAUCGCUCUAACAAAAUACCCGAGCCUGGGAACUUAUAAAGAAAAGAGCUUUGUUUAGUUCACAGUGCUGGACGGAGAUUCAAGAACGUGAAGUGAGCAGUG
This is a messenger RNA of Myodes glareolus (Bank vole), 714 nucleotides long. It is a transcript of the gene Tex46, whose product is annotated as testis expressed 46. Lineage: Eukaryota; Metazoa; Chordata; Mammalia; Rodentia; Cricetidae. The record is from RefSeq and is a predicted model, not a curated record.